Lotus japonicus is the source of this 1450-nucleotide messenger RNA. RefSeq lists its product as uncharacterized. The record is from RefSeq and is a predicted model, not a curated record. Gene Ontology annotation, cellular component: RNA polymerase I complex. Lineage: Eukaryota; Viridiplantae; Streptophyta; Magnoliopsida; Fabales; Fabaceae. The annotation marks the transcript as partial. Gene Ontology annotation, molecular function: DNA binding. Gene Ontology annotation, biological process: transcription elongation by RNA polymerase I; RNA polymerase I preinitiation complex assembly; nucleolar large rRNA transcription by RNA polymerase I. The transcript is spliced from 4 exons.
AUUGGGCCUAUUUUGAGCGCGGGGAGUUCUAAUUAUAAGGUCCAAGUUGUCAAUGAGCACCCGAAUAAAACACCUCUAAUUAUUGGCUAUUUCCCUUCUGGCUUUGAUCCACUCAAGUCUUAUGGAGGCAGCAGUUCUGGCUCAACUGAUUUCCAACUUUACCGACACAAGAACUUGACCAAAAGGCUGGAGCUCGUGGUACGCCCUGCCGGUGCUCCAGUAGAAUUUGUUGGAAAGAGUUAUUCAGGUGAGGCCGCGGCCGGACACCGAACUGUGCAUGCACUUGGAGUUUUUGACAAGGAAGCUCAGACCCUGAAGAUUGUGCCAAUUGCUGCUAACAAGAUAUUCAGGUUGGAACCAUAUGUUAAAGCCGAAGCUGCUGCUGACAAGGAGCUUGCAAACUCAACUAUAGAAGAGCCGACUCAGCAAGAGAAAGAAUGGAAAAAGAGUGAGACUACUGCUUUGUUUGGAACAAAAAGGGAAAAUAACAAGGAUAAAAAGAAGCGAGCUCUCGGAGAGGGUGAUGAUCCUGAUUCUCAAAAGAAUCUGGCUGUAAAAUUGGAAAAUGUUGUUUUAAACAAAAAAGCUCUUGAAAGUACAGAAACUCACGUCUCUCGCAAUUUACCACCAUAUGAUGCUUCUGCAACUACACCUCAGGAGGCUUAUGUAUUGGAUAAAAUCAUCCUUGAAGAAGAUUGGUGUGACCUUGAAGACAUUUAUAAUAUGUUGCAACUUGGAGAGGAAGCAGACUUCAGUGCUUACCCAACUUUUAUUUGCAACAGGAUAGCAAGGUUGAAGCAGAUUAAGGAUGAGUCAGAAAAGAAGAAGAUUUCUUGCAUAUACUCAUACAUCAAUCAUCUUAUAAAGUUUAAAGAUCAGCACACUUUGGAUGGUGUUUCCUCUGCAAAGAGCCAUAAAAUUCCCCCCAUUCUGCGUCAUAAAUUUUCAUCAAUGUUUGGUGUUUUUGAAUCAAAAAGUCUGCCUCCCGACAAGUUAAGUCUUCUCAUUUGUUAUGUCUUGGUGCUGACUCUUUUCUGUGAUGAAUUCCAAACUGACUACACAGAUAUAUCAAAGGAUCUGAGGAAGGGUGAAUCGUUGGUGAGGGAUUGUUAUAAUAAAUUGGGUUGCAAAAUUCCACCCCAGAAAAAGAUUUGCACGCUUCCUGUCCCUCUUAAGUUUCCUCCUGAUUCGAACCAAAGGAAGCGAAAAAGGUAGAUGGAUCACUUCUGGAGGUUGCCAUUUUGGUGCAGUGAUGCCAAAAAUUGCUAUCCAAGUCCAACCCCUGUAGUGGUAGGAUAUUUUAGCUAUUAUUUUCAAAUUUGCAUACAUUUGACCCAUGUUUUUGAUGUUUUGGUGAUUAAGAAAGUUAUGAAAUUAACAUCACAUAGAUUGAGAUACACAAAUUAUUUCUAUAGAAAGAAAGUGGAUUUAUUUCAUGACUAGUUGUUUA